Messenger RNA from Mytilus trossulus (common blue mussel), 616 nucleotides. Its product is annotated as complement C1q-like protein 2. Gene Ontology annotation, molecular function: protein binding. NCBI's taxonomy places the organism in Eukaryota, Metazoa, Mollusca, Bivalvia, Mytilida, Mytilidae. Bases 6 to 530 code for a protein of 174 amino acids. The transcript has 2 exons. The record is from RefSeq and is a predicted model, not a curated record.
AUUAUAUGCGGCUGAAUGGUUAUAAAAUAGAUGAGCUUGAGGAUAAAUUUGGACUUGGUGUAGCAGAAGAUACAGCAGAUAAAGAGAAAAGGGUGCUUUUACCAUCAACAUUGACUUCCAGUGUUGCGUUCAGCGCUUCCUUGAUAAACCAUCAAGAAAAUAUAAGCGUUUAUCAGAAAAUUCGUUUCGAUUACAUUAUUACGAACGUCGGGUCUGGAUACAAUCCUGUUACUGGAGUUUUCAAAGCAACAGUUCCUGGACUUUAUUUUUUUACUGUGGUUAUAAUGAGUCAUGCUACCGAAGAUAUAGAAACCCAAAUCGUGAAAAAUGGUAUUCAGAUUGUCAACACCUACUCUGGUGAUUCAACUACAUGGAACCAAGGAUCCCAGUCUGCCGUACUUCAACUUACUGCAGGAGAUAACGUGUGCAUACAAAUUCAAAACAACAAAGGCGUUAAUGAUGGAAACAUAAGAAUUUUUGGACAAAGUUGGUCUUCAUUCUCUGGUUUUCUUAUUGCAAAUACGCAAUAAAAAUGUCUAUGCAAAAGCAUGCUUUCUUUAAGGAAUGACUGUAAUAUGUUUUUGGUCUAUGAAGAAUAAACAUAAAAAAAUAUGGU